AUGUCGGAGGUACACUUGGAACAAGCUGCCUGGCCGUGCGAAGCGAAACUGAGCCCGUGUUCGAUUCCCAGGGAAUCGAAACAUCCGAAACGACGGGCCAAGCGAGAAGAAGAAUAUGCUGCUCGAAACGAGCCGUCGAGUCAUUCAUGCGAGGACUACUGUCAACUGUCGCGGCUCAAUUUUUACAAGAGCUUUCGAAAACAUGUUUUGCUUUCAGAUUCCGAAUGCCUCGUUUACAGCCUACAAUGUAUUGGAUGCAAUGUUCAGAGACUCCAGAGGUUUCAUCAUCCAUCGCACAUAUUUACUGGCGACCAAACACCGACGAGAUCAAAUCUAGUAACAAUGAAAGGAAACUCAGAGUUGGUUUUCGCGAAGAACAUCUACUGUGUAGCUGCUAUAGUCGUACUGGCGUCAUCACUGGUUGGCAGCGCAUCAGGUACAACUCACAAAAUUUCAGGUUCUUGCUUGAGCUACGGGCAUUCGUGCUGGGGUGCUCACGGCAAGCGAAGCGGCGGCAACGUCAUCGGAGCCUUGCGUCCCGCCGACGGCAGCGUCGGCGUGCAGAGCAGGCGCCAGUCGCCGCUGGACGAGCGAUGGCUGCUCUCGCGACUCGUCGACCGCCAGCUGAUGCAGGUGCCGCUCGCGACCAAGCUGCGCGCCGCACGGAUUCUCAACGAGGACAGCAUUAAGGUGGACAAAAUUGACAGAAACGCCGAGCUCAAGGAUUUGGCGAGAAGCGAUCAAAUGCUAGCAGAUGACGAACCUGAUAAUCCAUUGAUACCGGAUCAAAGAGAUUUGUCCAAAAAUGAUAACGAUCGCGCAAUAAAGGCUGGAUUCUACAAAAUUUUGAGAAACAUCGACUAAAAGCAAAAGUAAACAACCUCAUUCGUUUCUCUAUUUUCUUCACUGAAUUAAUCUACGCUUUCUCAAAACUGGAUCUGCGUCAUUGAGUACAACCAUUUUUCCUCGAUUCUUGAUUGCGUUUUAGUAUUCAACUCUUGAGAUUACAGAUCAAUCACGUACAAAUUUGGAUAAUCACGAAGUCCUAAGUGCUUUACGAGCUGAUUUUUCAUGCAAUAUUUUUCAAUUGAGUAAUACUUUUGUGUAAAGUUAAUUUACAUUUGAAUUUUUUUCAAAUUAAUUGUAACCGAUGAGCAUAAAAUCAAAGUUUGAAAUGGAAAAUCCUAUACACUAGCAUUCUUCAUUUCUAACGAUAUACCUAAAUCUUGCUUCCACAGCAACGUAGUUCCAAGUGCGCCUCACUUUAUCUGUAUAGUUUUGAAGAAGUAGACAAGUAUUUGCUAUUUGAGACUGGUAUUUUAAACAUAAAGUGACAUUACGUACGUUGAAUUUAAAAAUUUUAAGAAAGGGUAACUGUUAUAUAAUAUAUAUUUCAGCUGUGCCAGUGUCUUUUAGCAGGCUAAUAACAAAACGAGGAAAAAAGGAAUGCAUAAGACUCAAUGAAUAUAAUACACACACACACAAACACACACACACUAAACUUCAAAGAAAAUGUAACAAACUGCAAAUCGUCACUUUCAAGCACAUCGAUAGAAGUGAUUAUAUAUUUUUUUAAUUGAUGAGUUUUAACUGAUUAAUUUUCAAGGUAUUCAUUUUAUUAUGAUUUCGAAAAUUUGUGUUUUGACUGUAAACGAAUUCUGAUUUCUCUCUAUGCGCCCUAAUUCAAUGAAAAUAAUUGUUAGUUAAAUAUCUUACGUUUUGGAAAAGUUAGUUAUAGUUAUCGAAAACUAAUGUAUUCGAAAUAUGUAACUACUGAUUAUUUAUUACUUAGCUGACGUAAUUACUCUAUUACUGUUAACUAAAAGAUUAUUUAUUAUGAUACAUCUGCUAUUAAUUACGGUUAAACUUUAUUUUCGUAGUUGCU
Molecule: messenger RNA, 1885 nt
Organism: Phymastichus coffea
Lineage: Eukaryota; Metazoa; Arthropoda; Insecta; Hymenoptera; Eulophidae
Exons: 6
Coding region: 1-864 (287 amino acids)
Source: RefSeq, a predicted model, not a curated record